CUCCCGGUACACUUCCGGAAACGCGAACGGCAUUCAGAUUACAAAUACUUAAGUGUAAUUGAGUUUUACGGGGAUUUAUUUUACAUUAUCAGUAUAAAAAAAAGGUGAUAAUACAGAGCUGCGUCUUUUAAACUAACUGCAUCAAGGGGUUUUGGGUUUGUUUGGUUUUUUUUUUGGACCGGAUUCGUUAUAAAGUGAACGCGCACGUAAGCAGUGUGUGUAAACAUUGCGUAGAAGACGCGGUGGUGUUCUAAUAAACAGGGAAUAAACUGGGUAUAUAAAUGGAGCAGCUGUUAAAGAGGGAGCUGGGCAGCAGCACGGUGAAGGCAGUAGGUAUGUCCGGGGGAGGAUGCAUCAGUGAGGGCCAGAGCUACAGCACAGACUCCGGUAAAGUGUUCGUCAAGAUCAACCACAAGAGCCAGGCCAGACACAUGUUCGACGGAGAGAAAGCCAGCUUGGAGGCGAUCCUGUCCACGGACACGAUCCGAGUGCCGAGACCGGUGAGGGUGGUGGAUCUGGAAGCAGGAGGAGCCGUGUUCAUCAUGGAGCACGUAGACAUGAAGUCCUUAAACAGGUACUCGACUCAGUUGGGGCAGCAGCUAGCGGACCUGCAUCUCCACAAUAAACGACAGAAAGAGAAACGGAACAAGGAAGAGCAAACCAUUGGAAAAGGAACCGGCCAGUCGGAAGUUCUGGUUAUCGACAAAUUCGGGUUCCAUGUCAACACCUGUUGUGGCUACAUCUCUCAGGUGAACGACUGGCAGGAUGACUGGGUGUCCUUUUACGUCCAGCAAAGGCUACAGUACCAGCUGGGAUUACUGGAGCAGUCGUACGGAGACAGAGAGGCCAGGGAAUUAUGGGCCAGCCUCCAGCUGAAGAUCCCGCAGCUGUUUGCGGGCGUGGAGGUGGAACCCGCGCUGCUUCACGGCGACCUGUGGAGCGGCAACGCGGCCGAGUACGCAGACGGCCCCAUCAUCUUCGACCCGGCCUCGUUUUACGGACACGCCGAGUUUGAACUGGGGAUCACCGGGAUGUUCGGUGGCUUCGGGAAACACUUCUACAACGCCUACCACGAGAAGAUCCCCAAGGCGCCGGGGUUCGACAAGAGACAUCAGCUGUACCAGCUGUUCCACUACCUGAACCACUGGAAUCACUUCGGUCCCGGGUACAGGGGCUCGUCGCUGCGCAUCAUGAAGGAGCUUUCGAAGUAGAAUAUUUUUCAAAUCCGAGAACUAGUCGCGAACGCCGUUCUGAUUCCUGAACAAAGUUUCUCUCACUUGUAAGGGGUUGGAUUAAUAUCGGCGGUCGACGAUUAAACCACUCUGCGUCGUGCCGUUAUAGGAACAUAAUCGACAUCCAGGUGGCGUGACGAAACGGGGUUACUGUUACCGCCUGCAAGUCGAUUCAUUUUCUGUAACGGUGUUUUAUUCCUCUUAUACCACAGCAAAUCUUCCCAACGAUUACAGUAAUUCAGUUAUUACACAACGGCAUGAUACUUUUUAUCCAUUUAGAGUUACAUGCAACGUCGUGGACGAUCCACGACACAAGUUAGUUCCUGUUCACACUCAUCUCGCUCAUCGCGUUACCAAGCAACCGCAAGCAGCGUAAACUCCUCCGUGUUACAGCGUUACAAAGCGCCGACACCGGAGACUCCUUCCGUAAAUCCUCAGUAAACAUCUCCUUACAAAAAAGCUUCACCGUAGUCAGAUUUCAAACCCGCUUACGUGGAGCGUCCGCGCUCCGAACCCCCGUGAACGAGCUGUCGCUAUAGAAACGAUAACGUAAUCAACACCUUCUGACCAAUCGCUGUGGCGUAACGUACAACAUUUCAGUCCUUUAUUCACGACGCUAACUGUUAACGGCGUGUGCCGAGGUUCCGUUUAACAGGAUGUUCUUAAUCUCUAGUCUUAAAUAAAGCGCACCUUACAAUAUAAAAUGUACAUGAGCAAAUAAAAAGUGUCAUUUAUAACGUCUCUGUUUUUAUUUCAU
This is a messenger RNA of Ictalurus furcatus (blue catfish), 1989 nucleotides long. RefSeq names its product fructosamine 3 kinase related protein (gene fn3krp). Lineage: Eukaryota; Metazoa; Chordata; Actinopteri; Siluriformes; Ictaluridae. Bases 282 to 1211 code for a protein of 309 amino acids. The record is from RefSeq and is a predicted model, not a curated record. The transcript is spliced from 6 exons.